This is a messenger RNA of Alternaria conjuncta, 339 nucleotides long. RefSeq lists its product as uncharacterized. The coding region runs from base 1 to 339 and encodes 112 amino acids. The transcript is spliced from 2 exons. NCBI's taxonomy places the organism in Eukaryota, Fungi, Ascomycota, Dothideomycetes, Pleosporales, Pleosporaceae. The record is from RefSeq and is a predicted model, not a curated record.
AUGGAACGAUCGCGACAGCGUAUGGACACCCGCCGACAGUUUCAAGAAGAGUACAACGAAUACCUUGAGUUCAGGAACUUCCUCGAACUACGGGAAGCUGGAAACAUGUCGCAGUCCUCAUCAUCAGCAAAACCAGCCCAAGACUUCACAGACAUACUGCCACAACAGCAGCUGAAGUCCAUGUCUGAUCUCGACAAAGAAGAAGAAGCACGGCUGGCAAAGACACAUCGCGCCAAGGCCGUGAAGAUGGGUGUGGGGAUCUGUCGGUGGGUUGGGAAGUUGGCUAGUACUAAGGCGAAGAAUGAGGGUAGGGGAAAGAAGGACGAGGAAGCUAAGUAG